Messenger RNA from Cheilinus undulatus (humphead wrasse), 6042 nucleotides. RefSeq names its product rhomboid 5 homolog 1b (Drosophila) (gene rhbdf1b). Gene Ontology annotation, molecular function: serine-type endopeptidase activity. Bases 3031 to 5235 code for a protein of 734 amino acids. Gene Ontology annotation, cellular component: endoplasmic reticulum membrane. The record is from RefSeq and is a predicted model, not a curated record. The transcript is spliced from 17 exons. Lineage: Eukaryota; Metazoa; Chordata; Actinopteri; Labriformes; Labridae. Gene Ontology annotation, biological process: regulation of epidermal growth factor receptor signaling pathway; regulation of protein secretion.
AGAGUCAUUUGGAAACUUCUGCUGGUGACAAAAGGUCAGAAUAUUUAAGAUCGUCCCGCUCAUGAGUGUGCUGACUGAGUCCAGCUGCUGGGAGCUUGAGAGUCUUUCUGGGAUGUGAUCGUGGAGACAAACAGCAGCUUUUCCUCCAACUUUUCAACUAGAAGCCGCUGGGAUGUUACACAAAGACUGCUGAUCAUCCUCUCUUUGCAUAACAGUGAGUUUUCACGAGGUAACACUGGCCUGGAUAUCAGGAAAUCCCCUUCUGGAACAUCGUAUGUGUGUCCUGCGGAGGAUCAGUAUAAUUCAGCCGAUGGGGGUUUAAUCCCGCUCUGGGGUAAGCCGGAGCAGUGUGUUAGUGAUGCUGGUGAUGGAGGUGAUUCAGUUCCACGGUCCCUGCCCCCCACAGGUAUGACCCAGACCCUAAACCCCUCCUGGAGCUCAGUGGAUAGGUUUUUCCAAUUCCUCUAUGUGUGGAGAACUACCAGGGUCGUGCAGCUCCCUCCCCGCCUCUGUGCAGCCAUAAAAGGCGUCCCCAGCUGGCGUCCCUCUUGUUGAUGAGGCUCCAGUGUUUAUUACUGAGUACUCUGCUCUCCAAACAGUUUUCCCCCCAAUGCGGCCUCCUCCUGAACACUCAGCCUGGCAUGCAGACUGUUUGAUGGAAAAAUAGACUUUUAUGCACACGUUAAAUGCACGUUCAAAUUGGAAAUAAACAUAAGCAAUGAUGUUAGUUGUAGAGUAGUUGUUCAUCUUUUCUGCACUUAGAGCUGAGGUUGGAUGUUGUGUAAGGAUAUAUGAAGUAUGUUUAGCCUGGAUUAUUGGAGGUCAUGUAAUCAAACAUACACACAAUGUUAGAAAAAGCUAGAGAAAAUACUGCCAGAUGAAAUUUGAAUUUAUGAGGAUUCUUAAGUCUUAUAGGCUUGUUACACAAGGCUCUGUCCUAUUAUGAACUUGAAAUAACGUUGUUUAAUCCUAGAGCACUCUGUAUACUACAGUGUACAGACACAAGUCCUUGUUUAAUCUGUUUUUUUGUACUUAACCUUUAUCCGGAAUAAAGUUGUAGCUGUAACCUAUUAGUGUUUUUCAACUUAAUGUAAUUCCUGUCUUUCACUUACCCUACAUGCCCUUUGUUGCAUCUUUCUCUCCUUUUUUACAGUUUUCAAUGAUAUUUUAUCAUCUAUGUUUUGGUGCAUGUUGGAUUUUGUUUAUUCCACAGUAGCAAAAGGUUCAAUAUUUAAAGAGAGUGAAGCCAGAUUUCUUUUGUCAUGUCUGGGCCUCUUCAUCAGUCCAGAUAAGAAAGCAAUCAACAGAUAAACCAAUCAAAUCAACUACUAAUCCUUGACAAGCAGCUGCACUCAAUCAACUAAUCAGUACAUUGUUCUGCUAAUCAGGAGGGAGGACCAGCACAAACAUCCAAAAUUACUCAGUUGAUUUUAGAACUCUAAAGCAAAUAGUGGACAAAAAUAAAAUCAAAAUAGACAAUGCCAGCAGCAAUGGCAUGGUUAUUUUAUCCUCUGCAUUUGCUAUGACCAAAAAUAUAACAAGAUAUUUUUGAUGAUUUUUUUUUUUUUUUACUUCAGUAUGAAAAUUGUAAGACAGACAGUACUUGUACUGUCUUGUUCCUAUUUUGUUGGCACUUAUAAGUUACAUGCAGAGUUAGUGAGCAUUACCUCUAAAAGUAAUCUGUAACAUUACACCAUUAUCUACUGAGAAAAUUAGCAUAUGAGAGUACAGAAAAAAAAACAAAACCCUACUUGUUCCACAUCACAUGCAAAAACAGCAGCCUGCUGUACUUCUCUUGUAAGUGUUGACUUUACCAUCAUUCUGCAGACUAGUUCAUUGCCCUUAAUCUGUAACUGUUUAGCUGUAUAACAUUAUUACCUAUGGAUAAACUUUAAAGCUCUUGAAAAUGCUCAAAAUCUUUCAAGGAAUUGUGUAGAAGAAUACAGCAUUGUUCACAGGCUGUGUGUAAUACGGUAUUCCGCACUAUAGUGGACGAAGCAAUUUUGAUGAAAACACUACAACACAAGCUUUGAACCUGAAUUUCCCUGUGAUGUUGUUCUUGUUCCUUUCUUCUAAAAAAUCAACAUUUCAUGUGUACUGCAGUCCUAUCUCUAAACACACUAGCUCAAUCAGCUAGCUAUGUAACCACAGACACAGCUGUGUUACCUCAUACACUGGUUGUAGAUAACAAUAUUUUUCAGCAUUAGAGAUGGCUUGGUUCUAUGACCAACAGUCUGUCUCAUGUUUGUUUCUAUUUCACACUUAUAUGAAUCUUUUGCACUAACAUGCUAAAACUCUUAAGACAGUAAUUGUGGUUAUUUGCAUGCUAGCUCGUUAUCGGGUUGUAAGCACUGGCAUUGGGAGUUUUUUUAGCAUGCUAACAUUAGCAUUGCUGUAGACUCUUUUUAACUUGGAAUCUCCUCCCUUCUUGUGCCCAAGGCAAAAAAGCUGGCAGAAUUCAAUUUAUUUAAUUUUUACCUGAAUUACAAGUGUAGCUUGUGGAGUAGUCUAACAUUUUGGAGUGAGGAAACAUUUUUGUGCAAUCUUGUCUUCAAUCCUUUCGAUAAACUAUCAAGGAGUGACUGUCUGUUAUUGUUAUCGUACUGAAUUUUUGAAACUAAUUUCGACAAGAGACAGUGCCUUGAGUCCCCUGGCAUCUUUGUCGCCCCUCCAAGAGAGGUCGGACCCCAAAUCAGGAACCACUGCUUUAGUUUACGGUGGUUCUAAAAGUCCCUUGCCCUGUUGUGAAAGCUUUAGGGGAAAUGUAAACUUUUCAGCCACUUUCAGUGAGAGUUACUGGAGUAUCUGUUAAUAGUCCUUUGGCAGGCAGUUCAGAAAUUGUCAUGUAAUGCUUCUGAACAGUCAUGUUUGAUAUUGAGGUUUUAUUGGUUUACUAACCAGAGUCCCUCUUUCCUCAGGGGUACAGCCGACUGGUUUGGGGUGAGCAAAGACAACGACAGCACCCAGCGAUGGAGGAGGAAGAGCCUGCAGCACUGCAGCCAUCUGUACGGGGGUCUAAAGCCGCAGGUGAUGAGGGAGAUGGAGCUACACAGCCAAGACAACCUCUCCCUGGCCAGCACUGAGACCCCUCCUCCCCUUUACCUCCCAUCCCACCACCCCAGUCACCACCACUAUGGCAUGCAGAGGAUCGUAGACCCCCUGGCCCGGGGUCGUGCUUUCCGCACAGCGGAAGAGACGGACGGCCUCAGUGUCCCGCAAACUCCCAUCACGCCCGGCACCGCCUCGCUUUGCUCCUUUUCCAGCUCCCGCUCCGGCCUCAACAGGUUGCCCCGAAGACGCAAACGGGAGUCAGUUGCAGUCAUGAGUCUAAAGGCUGCAGCGGCGCUAAUGAAGGGCCGGACUUUAGGCGACAGCACGACUGGACAAUGUCGCAAACGGAGUUUCAUGCCUCCUAGUUUCUUUGAAGAUGAAACUGUGGACUUCCCUGAUGAUCUGGACACUUCCUUCUUCACCAGAGACGGCCUGCAGGAUGAGCUGUCUAGUUAUGCUGAUGAAGUUUUUGAGACACCCUCAGAGGCUGACCUCAAACAGCUGGAUGAGAGAGAGCUCACAGGAAGUGCUCUUGACAAAAAUGAACUAGAGAGGAGUCACCUCAUGCUACCCUUAGAGCGAGGAUGGCGAAAAACUAAAGAUGCAUCUCUGGUCCAACCGAGGGUGCGCCUCAAACAGGAAGUAGUGAGUUCUAACAGCCACCAACAGAGGGGACAAAGGAUCGUCGUUCCUGUGAAGAGGCUGUUUGCCAAGGAGAAGAGGCAUUAUGGGCUCGGCAUGGUCGGACGUCUUACAAGCAGAUCAUACCGCAAGCGAAUCGACAGCUUUGUCAAAAAGCAGAUUGAGGACAUGGACGAUCACAGGCCUUUUUUUACCUACUGGAUCACAUUUGUCCAUUUGCUCAUCACCAUUUUGGCUGUAACUAUCUACGGCAUUGCACCUAUUGGUUUCUCACAACAUGAAACUGUCGACUCUGUGUUGAGGAAUAAGGGAGUUUAUGAAAACGUCAAGUUUGUGCAACAAGAAAACUUCUGGGUGGGUCCAAACUCAGAGGCGCUAAUUCACCUCGGGGCAAAGUUUUCACCUUGCAUGCGUCAAGACCAAGAGAUCCACAAACUAAUCCAGGAGAAAAAAGCACGGGAGCGAGAGUCAGGCUGCUGCGUGAGGAACGACCGCUCCGGCUGCCUGCAGACUGUUCAGGAGGAGUGUUCGAGCACUCUAGCAGUGUGGGUAAAGUGGCCUCAACACCCCAGUGCCCCCAGUUUGAAUGGUACUCUCCGCCAGCAUGGGGCAGUCUGCCAUCAGGACCCCAGAAUCUGUUUGGAGCCGGCCUCCGUUUCACCUCAUGAUUGGCCUGAUGACAUCACCAAGUGGCCAAUUUGUACAAGAUAUAACUCUGGGAAUCACACAAACCUCCCUCACAUAGACUGCACCAUCACAGGCCGGCCCUGCUGUAUAGGAACCAAAGGACGGUGUGAAAUCACCUCCAGAGAGUACUGUGACUUUAUGCACGGCUACUUCCAUGAAGAGGCAACUCUCUGCUCACAGGUGGCCUGUAUGGAUGAUGUGUGUGGUUUACUGCCUUUCCUCAACCCAGAGAUCCCAGACCAGUUCUCUCGUCUCUGGCUGUCUCUCUUUUUACAUGCAGGGAUCCUGCACUGUCUCGUGUCAGUGUUUUUUCAAAUGACGGUACUGAGAGACAUUGAAAAGCUGGCUGGCUGGCUGAGAAUCUCCAUCAUUUACAUGCUGAGCGGCAUCACCGGCAACCUGGCCUCAGCAAUCUUCCUGCCCUACAGAGCAGAGGUGGGUCCUGCAGGCAGUCAGUUCGGCAUCCUGGCCUGUCUGUUUGUAGAGCUGUUUCAGAGCUGGCAGAUCCUGGAGCGACCAUGGCGAGCAUUUGCAAAGCUUUUGGCCAUCUCUGUGUUCUUCUUCUCCUUUGGUUUGCUCCCUUGGAUCGACAACUUUGCCCAUGUUUGUGGUUUUGUGUCAGGGUUCUUCCUGUCAUUUGCCUUUCUACCAUACAUCAGCUUUGGGACCUCUGACAUGUACCGGAAACGGGUCCAGAUCUGUGUUUUCCUGCUGGUCUUCCUGGGUCUGCUCUCUGCUCUGGCUGUUCUUUUCUACGUCUACCCCGUGAAGUGUGACUGGUGCGAGUACCUCACCUGCAUCCCCAUCACGGACAAGUUCUGCGAGAAGUACGACUUGAAUGCUAACCUCCUUUGACCCAUCAGCUACUCCACUGAUAAUUAGCUUGAGCGUUGCAGAACAUUCCUACUGAAGUGACCAGUAUUUUUUUUUGAUUUUCAUAUCUUCUCAUGUGCAUUUCUGUCUGAAAAGAGAAAAAAAGAAAAAAAAGCCUUUAGGCUUUUAAUCAAGAAGAUUACAACACGUGAAGAGAAUGAUCAAAGUUAACACUUAAUUUAUGUUUAGCCGAUCUGUAGCUGGGCUAAUGACUGACCAGUCAUAUCAGAGGAGAGUUACAGAGUUGUUUCCUGCCAGAUGAUUUACCUCUCUUCUUUGAUAAAAAGGAAAAAGCACCGCCUAGUGGCCAAAGGGAGCAGUGCAUUCUGAAAUAGCUACUGUGGAUUUGCGUUUUUCUACUUUUUUACUGACAUCCAACCAGCUCUGUCCUUUUUCUGGAAGCCCUAAGAGUUAAAACUCGCCAAGAACUGAGACUCUAAAAUACAUGAAUGUGCCUUAUUGACACAACCCCAAACAUGUUAUUUAGUGCCAUAGAUCAGUUUGUGUCAGCAGUUCUGCUGCUCUAAAUACAUUCUUUUCACACUCAUGUUGUCAAAUAAAAAGGUUUUUACGCCAGUGUUGUGAGGUUAAAAAUGCCAUUUUUACCACUGUUUUUGAUGCACUUCAAUCUCAAAUGGGUUGUUUUUUACAUGCACCAUGUAGUAAUCUGUACAGAGCACAAAUGCAAAGUGAUAUGCUUCAUUGUGAGUAUCUGUGACUAAGGUGAAUCUGUGUUUUUUUUUACACUAUGGUGGCGUUUUAGCCACCUGAAAAUAAAUUCAACAAGAC